AUGCUACCAUCACCACGUCAACGAAAGCAACCAUCGCCUCACGUAACGCCAGCGAAGAGCCAAUCACCAUCCCUACAGCUAAACCUUACACCUGCUCAACGUCUGUUGUCAUACAACGAUGUCCCAGAAUGGUACUCAGACAACCGGUACAUUCUCACAGGCUACCGCCCAAUCUCAAAUUCCACUCAAACUUGCCUAUCCAGUCUCUUCUAUCUGCAUAACGAAUCAAUCAAUAUCUACUCCCACCUGAUCCCCGCAGUAGCAUUCUUGCUUGCUGAAUGCACACUCUACCACUACCUUCAAACGUGGUACCCCCACACUCCACUGCAGGACCAGAUCGUCCUCGCGUUCUUCUUGCUGACAGCGACGAUCUGUCUGGGGAUGUCGGCGACGUUUCAUACACUCAUGAACCAUUCGGAAGAUGUCUGCAAUCUUUGGUUGCAGCUUGAUUUUAUUGGAAUUGUUAUUCUGAUUCUGGGUGAUUUCGUUUCCGGUAUCAAUAUGGUUUUCUAUUGUGAGCAUGAUUUGAAAUGUAUAUAUUGGGGGAUGAUUGGGACGCUUAGUGUCGUGUGUCUCAUCAUACUUGUGAACCCAAGAUUCCAAGGCCUCCGCUGGCGCACUUUUCGCCUGGGGACUUUCAUGACGAUGGGCCUUUUUGGUGUCGCACCUUUCAUCCACGGCAUUGCCCGUUUCGGCUUCAUGCAGAUGAUGAAGCAGUCUGGGGCUCCAUUCUUUAUUGCCGAAGAACUGCUCCUUGCACUCGGAGCUGUUGUUUAUAUUGUCAGUUCUCACAUGAAUUGCGGCAUUGAGGAAAAUUCGCUAAUGAACCAAUCGAUACAGACACGCGUACCGGAGUCUCUAGAUCCGGGGAAGUUUGAUAUAUUCGGAUCCUCUCAUCAGAUCUUUCAUGUCUUAGUGGUGCUUGCUACGACCUUACAUCUUGUCGGGGUGCUAUCGGCAUUUGAUUACAAUUACCACAAUCGGAUUUGUGGACUUUCUUACAACAUAUAG
This is a messenger RNA of Penicillium longicatenatum, 1011 nucleotides long. RefSeq names its product hemolysin III family protein. Bases 1 to 1011 code for a protein of 336 amino acids. The record is from RefSeq and is a predicted model, not a curated record. The transcript is spliced from 2 exons. Gene Ontology annotation, molecular function: signaling receptor activity. Gene Ontology annotation, cellular component: membrane. NCBI's taxonomy places the organism in Eukaryota, Fungi, Ascomycota, Eurotiomycetes, Eurotiales, Aspergillaceae.